Setaria italica (foxtail millet) is the source of this 1279-nucleotide messenger RNA. RefSeq names its product stem-specific protein TSJT1. The record is from RefSeq and is a predicted model, not a curated record. Lineage: Eukaryota; Viridiplantae; Streptophyta; Magnoliopsida; Poales; Poaceae. The transcript is spliced from 4 exons. Bases 268 to 1011 code for a protein of 247 amino acids.
GCGGCCGGUGACUGGCAACGACAGGUGUGCCGCGGGUCCCGCGGCGCCGUGUGGAUCAGUCCCGAUCCUUCUCCCGCCUUCCCCGCGCGCGGGCGCCGGCCACCGACGGCCACGUACCACCGGAAUAUAAGCCCGCCAUCCAUCGAUCCUCUCCUCGUCAUCCCGGAAUCCUCCUGGCGAUAGAUUGGGCAAGCUCGCAGCGGAAGCGUACGAGGUGUGGAGAGAGCGAGAGCGACGCGCGGAUCGCAGCUCGGUAGAGGCGACGGGAUGCUGGCGGUGUUCGACCGGGAGGUGGCGCCGAGCCCCGAGGGGCUGCGGCAGCCGGGCGCCGCGGGGGACGGCAGCGCGGCGGGGCUCGCGGGCCGGUUCAGGGAGGCGCGCCCCGACGCGGUCACCGUCAACCUCGGCGGGUCCGGCGCCAUGGCGUACUCCUCCCACGGCCAGAGCCCGCUCCUCCCCAGGUUGUUUGGUGCAGUGGAUGGCAUGUUCUGCAUGUUCCAGGGCACAAUUGAGAACGUUGCUGUCCUCAAGCAGCAAUAUGGAUUAAGUAAAGGCGCUAAUGAGGUCAACAUCGUCAUUGAGGCUUACAGGACGUUGAGGGACAGGGGUCCUUAUCCGGCUGAUCAAGUCGUGAGAGACAUAAGCGGAAAAUUUGCAUUUGUUCUGUAUGAUUGCUCCACCAAGUCGGUCUUCAUGGCUGCCGAUGCCGAUGGAAACGUCCCAUUCUACUGGGGAGUCGACUCCGAUGGCCGUCUUGUGGUGUCUGACGACGAUGAAAUGGUGAAGAAGGCCUGCGGAAAAUCCUCUGCCCCGUUCCCUAAAGGCUUCUUCUUCACCACGUCCGGUGGGCUGCAGAGCUACGAGCACCCGAUGAACGAGGUGAAGCCGGUGCCGAGGGUGGACAGCAAGGGCGAGGUGUGCGGCACGACGUACACGGUGGAUGCCAAGGCCAAGAAGGACACCAGCAUCCCCAGGGUCGGCAGCGCUGCAGACUGGUCUGCGCAAUACUGAUUUGGUUAUCUGUGUGUUGAGCAGCUCAGGUAGCAUCAUAUCCCCGGGGUGUUUGUCGUAGUAGACCGAUGUUCAUAUGGAAGCCAUCAGUCUUGUUCUAGUGUUUACCUGAAUAAACUGUUCGUUCUCUGCCGCUGUUUAUAAUUCAAGACAGAGGUUUCUAAUGUUUAAAUGAGCAUGACUAGCUGUUGCUUUGGUGUAAGAACUUGAAUGAAGAUGGGUUGCUGUCUACUACUGAUCACUAAUAAAGGGGUGUUUGGUUCCUUGA